Molecule: messenger RNA, 1551 nt
Organism: Gaeumannomyces tritici R3-111a-1
Lineage: Eukaryota; Fungi; Ascomycota; Sordariomycetes; Magnaporthales; Magnaporthaceae
Exons: 2
Coding region: 339-1415 (358 amino acids)
Biological process (GO): mRNA processing
Cellular component (GO): mitochondrion
Source: RefSeq, a predicted model, not a curated record
GUUUUCCCGAACCGCCAACCUGGGGACUGCGGAUUUGCCUUGCGCAUGCACGCCCCAUUCCGGCAGGCCCCCAAUCGAAUAUAGUUUUGCCUGCAUACCAGCCGUCUGACUUCUGCAGCCUGGUUCUGACCCGAUCACGUCCAGGCCGAGACACGAGCAGCGACGAGGCUGUGCUGCUCACUGAACCAGAACCCUUGGAGCCCGUUGAUCUUGACGUCUCCUCCGACCGGGAAGAAAUCGGUCGCCCCGCGCAGCUGCAGCUGUCGGCACUCCACGUUGAUAAAAUCCACCCUAGAUUCUCCCGCGAAAUCGGGUCAUCACCGCUGGCUGGCUGAACCAUGCUGCCCUCAUCAGCCCGGCGCGUAGCCUCGGCCGCGCCGCCCUCGGUGUUCGCGGGCGCUGUUGCCGUCGGCUUGUGCCUGCGCCCGACGGCCUCCGCCACCAGCACGACCUCGUCCGUGGGUCCUCGGGCCACCCGUCACCAGAGGAGAUACUCGUCAUCGAACCCCUCAAGUCCCGAUAAUGACCCCGAAAACAUGUCGGCCAACCGCUCUCUGCCGGCGCAGUCUACCAAGUCCUCGUCUUCUUCAGAGAAGCGAAAGAGGCGCUCCAAGGAGUCGGCCGGUCGUUCUGCACUUGCGGCCCUCCCGUCGGUUCCAAGCACGCAAAAUUUGCCUAGAGAAUCCUUGGCUCUCUCGGCCUUCUUCUCUCUCCACCGACCCAUCUCGAUCACCCAUAGCCUUCCCAGAGCCGUAAGCGACGAUGCGUUCGCCUCCAUCUUCGCCCGUCGCGGGCGCUCUGAGAAGAUGAACGAUGUGAUAUCGGCCCUUUCACAGAGUGUCCAAGAACUGGAGCAACCAAUGGGGGGCCUCAACCUGGGGGGCCAGGAAGGCUACCCGGAAAGUGGCGAAGGCAUGCCAAAGAUCAGCCUGAAGAACCCAGAUGGGAGUGACUCGGGCGUCUACGUGCAACUUAAUGCCAUGUCAGGCGACUUUCUGCCCUUCUGCCCCCCACCGAUCCCGGAGCCAAAGUCCGAGGUUACGGGUGUGGCAGAGGGAACCCCGACGCAAGUCGCUUCUCGGGAGACGACUGAUCCCGCCGAUCAGCAUGGAUCGGAACCUCGUCGUCGCGUCUACAAAGCCAUGCUCACGAUCGAGGAAACCGUCGAGUCAACCGGAGAGGUCAAAUAUAUGGCACACAGCUCGGAGCUUCAUGAGGAGUCGACCGAGCCCCGACGCUCGUUUCUCGAGCGACUGGCUCGCCGACAGAUCAUGUUCCAAGAGAGCCAGAAACGCAACGGGACGAUUUUGGCCAUCAGUGUCAAGAGGCAGCGGAAGCUCAAGAUGAAGAAGAAGAAGUACAAGAAGCUGUUGAAGAGGACACGCAACGAGAGACGCAAACUUGACAGGCUCUAGACAUCUGGAACUCGUCUCUUUCUGCGCACUGGAUUGUACAUAAUACCAUAUUUCAUGUCUUUCUUCGUUUCGCCCCUGUUCCCCCUCCUCUGACCCAGAGUCCCUGUAACCUUGAUAGAUAUACCCUCGUUGAGGC